AUGGAACGUUACGAAUCUCUGGGUCUGGUCGGCGAGGGCAGUUACGGCACCGUGCUGAAGUGCCGUCACAAAGACUCCGGCCGCCUCGUCGCCAUCAAGAAAUUCAUGGACUCGGACGAUGACAAGACGGUGAAGAAGAUCGCUCUGAGGGAAAUCAAGCUGCUGAGGGUACCUGUCAAUCAGUCCAUCGGCCAAUCAAUCAAUAAGUAACUGAGCAGUGAGCGGCCUCUUUGAGCCUGAAACCUGAGCGACUGAAAACACAAAAGCAGCCUGUCAAUCACUGAACAAACAAAGUCACAACAAAGUCAGAGUCGCACCACUCCUUCACAGGAGGAUCUUGAGGCGUUUUAGAAGCCAGUCUGGAUUAUUGAGAUUGACUUAUUCUGGAGCCUGAGUGUCAAACUUCAAAUAAAUCUGCCUUUGAGUUCAUUUCUCUCGUCUUUCUUUCCAUCUAGCAACUGCGUCAUGACAACCUGGUGAACCUCCUGGAGGUGUGGAAGCGUCGCCGUCGCUGGUACUUGGUGUUUGAGUUCGUGGAGCGAACUCUCCUGGAUGAUUUGGAGCAAAACCAAAGUGGGCUGGACUUGAACACCAGCCGGCAGUACCUGUACCAGAUCCUGAGAGCUGUGGCCUUUUGUCACCAGCAAAAUGUGAGUUCUCCCAGGAAAUCUAAGACUUUUGGGUUUGUCUCAGCUAGUCAGGUUCAUUUUCAGGUUAGGUAGAUACUAUGGCCGUGAAAAGGUGGUAUAUUAUUAAAGGUUUGUGUUUUAAUCCCACUUUUUCAUCGUAGAUAAUCCACCGGGACAUCAAACCAGAGAACAUUCUUAUCUCUCAAGGGGGAGUGGUCAAACUGUGCGACUUCGGCUUUGCCCGGACGUUAACGAUGCCUGCUGAUGGUGGUGUCUACACGGAUUAUGUGGCCACUCGCUGGUACAGAGCCCCAGAACUGCUGGUGGGAGACACCAAGUAUGGAAAGUAAGUGUCGGCGUGAACAUCGUACAUUGUCCUCUCUGGGUUGUAUAUUUAUCUGAACUUCUUUGUGUGUUUAGACCUGUUGACUUGUGGGCUGUUGGUUGUCUGCUCUUGGAGAUGUUAACGGGUCAGCCUCUGUUUCCUGGAGACUCAGACCUUGAUCAAAUAUACCACAUUGUCAAGUGCUUUGGUAAGCGAGUGAUUUGGAUAAAGGUGUGUCAGAUUCCAGCGUCUUUGUACUCUUCAGGAUCUAAUUUUUUUCAAUAAAAGGUAACCUGACGGCUCAUCACCAGGAGUUAUUCUACAGGAAUCCCGUCUUUUCAGGGGUCAGGCUGCCUCAGUGUUCUGGGACAGUCCCACUUGAGCAGCGUUUCCCUUCGAUCCCAACCAACGCACUGGACGUUGCACAGGUACAGUGUCUCCGGUUCAUUGGUUCAGAGAAGAGAACCCUCAUUAACCUUUUUUCCACCAUUCAAAUGAUUAUUUUUUUAAUGAUUUCAAUUCACGUUUGGACAAUGAAAAGAUAAAAUCUGUUUAACCGUUGUGUUUCCUCGUUCAGAAAUGUCUCCAGAUGGAUCCAGAAAACAGAACACAGUGUUCAGAACUUCUAGAGCACACUCUUUUCACUCAUGACUCAUUUGAUGUCAGGUAGCUCUGCGUGCUCACAGUAAAACCCAAUUUUGACCUUGUGUCAGCCAAGCUUUGCUCAUUUGAACUUGUCAUCCCAACAGGUUUUUGGAUGAACUAAAUGUCAAGAUCCAAAAGGACCACAGAGAAAAUUCUACCCUCCCCAAAAUAGGCAAAACCCAGAGACGGGAAAAAGAUGAAGUGGAUGCCAAGAACAAAAAGAGCAAAGACAAAAAACAAACCGAAGCCCCGGAGGAGAAAUUCAACAAGGCGAAGGAGAAGAGUGACAAGGAGGAAAGAGAGGACAAGUUACCCAAAACAAAGGGAAAACAUCCCUCUAAGCCAAAAAGCAUUCGCAACACCUCGGAACCUCAGCUGUCAACCAAACAAUCUAAAACAUCAGAAGCCAAAAUUAUUGAUAAUGCAUCAAAAUUGACCAAAAGCCACCACGGCCAAAUCGACACGAGGAGUAAACCUGGAAAGGCUGUUGGUGCAGAGCUGAGAAAAGAACCUGAGAUCCCUAAACCACCUAAAACCCAAACCUUUGAUUCAUUGGAUGCAUCCAAGACUGCAACCGGUCUGGAUGAAAACAGUUCCCUGAAUGCUGAACUUAAAAAUGGGAAAGUUGCCUCAUCAGAGCCAAAGAACGGCCAAUUAGACAAGAAAGAGACAAAAGAAAGAAAUCUAACUGGCUUGAACUCCAGUUGCUCUGACAAUACUGUGUCAAGUACAGUUGAGACAAAUAUGAUGGUAACCCAGAUGUCAUCCAAACUGGAGCCAAGUCAGGACCAAAGCAAGACCAACUCAAAGACAGGAGCUCUCCAAGUCUCUAAAAGUCCGCCUAGUCAUGGAACAAUGAAAGGUUCUUCUCUGAAACCUUCGUUGAAAUCAACCAUCGAUGGCCCAUCUACUGCUUCCGUCCCUGAGCCAUGCAAGAAAAAUACUUCCUCAAAGCAUCACGCCAAGAGUUUGAACCUGGACACAGAGCAAAAAAAUCCAAAAGUCUUACCCCCACCUACCAAGCCAUCAAAGAAUAUAUCAAAGCCUGGCACCAAAGUAACCAAAGACAACAAAUCUUUACCCAACAGUCCCCUGAAGAGUCUUACCUCAGAUUUUUCCGCACAAUCCUCCAAGGUUCUCACUGAGGAAAGUCCUGCAAAUAGAGUUGCAACACUAUUGAAGGAAACCCUCCAAACAGGAACAUGCUUAGAUCCUAAACUAGAUGACACUACGUAUUUUCCUGAUCCCCCAAUAACCAAGGACCUUGGAGGGGCAUUGAUUGCAACCACAACUUGGGAGAAGAGUUGUAAUACCUCAGAGGAGGACAUCAGGGGGAACUACGAGUGCUCAACAAGAAGCUCUGUUACCAAAAAAGCCUCAAAGAACUUUGAGACAUCUGAUAUUUCCACUUACUCAGGGGAUCUGGAAUUUCAUGAGCCCAGCAGCAACCGUCUGCAAAGCACCAAGCCAAAGAUCACCACAGAGUCCAGAGCAUUGACCACCAUGCCAAGCAAAAUCCCCAAAACCGAAACACCUCAAGCAACAACAAUUCCUAAAGCGAUGGAAGUCUCAGAUAAAGAGAACAGAAAGGAUCUCGCACUAUCUUUGUCCACAAGUCCAUCAAACAAGUCCUCGGUGGAUCAUAUCCCAAAGGUUGAGCAGGAAGAACCUAGUUUGAAAUCUUUUAGACCUCUCCAUUCUCUGAUGGGGGAACCCGAGACAAAGCUUGGAUCUUUCAGCAACCACAGCAACUCCUCUACAGCAAUGAUGCUCAGGACUCAAAAAACUGUAUUUCCUACAGGGGCAAGACAUAAAAGAGACAACGUAGAAAAGGAGAACUCAACCAAUGUGACCACAAACACAGGAUCAACCACUUCCUUCAGCUCAGUGGCAACUCCAGAGCAGGAAGUUCUGACAAGGAUCUCCCACAACCUGUACACCACAGAUUUAAAUGAGUUUAAUUUCAGUGUAUCGAAUUCAUCUCCACCGCCUCCUCCCCCUCCGCCCUCUUCAACUCCUCUACUACUUCCUCCAUCAGCGACUCCCCUUGUUCCCUCUAUCUCUGUCGUUAGUACCAUCAGUUCUGCCCCCAGCAAUCCAUCCUACAUGGGAACAGGAUUCCAUCCUGGGCUCCAGGACCUAAGGUAGGUAUCUUUUCACAGAUGGCAUAACUAAAGUUCUGCACUAGGGCAUGAAAAUUUAAGUACUCAGGCCUAAACACAGCGAAGGGUUAGGGUUAGGGGUUCGCCUUCAAAGCCUAAGAUGAAUAAUUCAUCAAUCAUGGAAAAUUCUUGUGAUUGGGUACAACUCAAGACCCAUCCGAACCCUAUGAACUCUACACAAGGGAUAGAUACCAGAUGUUUGAACAUUAUUUGUGUGUCUUGCAGGGGUACCGACAAACCACGGCAACUGACCCAGCAGCCUUUAUCCAGCCAUUCACCGGGAUCACUAAGUCAUCAGGUAACACAGUACAUGCUUUUAAUCACAGUAUGAACACAGUGAAGAAUCAGCUCUUUCAAAGUUGACACUUCCUUCCUUUUCAGGUGCCAGAGAAGAGUCAGAUCUGUGAGCACUUGUUCCAGUCAGAGAGUUGCAACUUCAGUAACACCAAAGUGACCAAAAAGAAAUCCAACAUCCAUUUCCCAGAUCUCAAAAGGUCAGUGCUGGGUCAAGGUAUGCACUCUACAUACACACAAAAAAAAAAUCAUCACGCCCAUUUAUUCUGCAGGCUCUGUGUGGGCCAAUGA
Molecule: messenger RNA, 4346 nt
Organism: Xyrichtys novacula (pearly razorfish)
Lineage: Eukaryota; Metazoa; Chordata; Actinopteri; Labriformes; Labridae
Source: the annotation of a GenBank genome assembly